Molecule: messenger RNA, 2409 nt
Organism: Drechmeria coniospora
Lineage: Eukaryota; Fungi; Ascomycota; Sordariomycetes; Hypocreales; Ophiocordycipitaceae
Exons: 2
Coding region: 1-2409 (802 amino acids)
Source: RefSeq, a predicted model, not a curated record
AUGGAUGCUGCGGCCAAGACAGUCGAGUCGCUGUCCCAGCAUGUUCUGCCAGAGAAACCUCAUCACCUCUCGUACAACCCGCACUGGCGAUUCCGUCCGCGCCACCAGGACGCUGCGCACGAAGCCAUCAAGAGUUCGCGCUUCGAGGAAUGGCACAAUACCCGCCUGCAGUAUAUGACACUCGUGUCCCAAGCCGACCGCGGCACGCUGCUCACCCGAUCCUACUACGACAUGCGAGAGGAGCCGCCCAAGCCCGUCCCUCGCGAGGUCGCCGCCCUGGCCAGGUCCGGUGUGGAGAAGAAGAAGCUGUCGCUGAGCGACUACAAGAAUAAAAAGACGGCCCUCCCCUCCUCUUCCUCCCCGCCAGAUCAUUCUGCUGCUAGGAAGUCGGAGACCGAACGGACUGCCAGCACCCCGGCUGCGGCAACACCGGAUAGAGCCAACAUGGCGACUGCAGCCAAUGCGGAGCAGAAGUCCUCACGUGGUUUGGGGGCUCCUUCCCUCGAGGCCAAAGCACGCGACCUUCGUGAUGCGCACGGAGCACACGCACCGGCCGAUGGGAAGCAACGGCCACCUCGUGAAGUCGCUGUGGACCAAAGAUUGCCGCCGAAACCGCCCGCGUUACCGCCCAAGUCCUCCUCGCCAGUGGCCAAGAAGCGCUUGGCCGACAAUGAAGAGGAAGUCCGACCGCAGAAACGUUCCAAGCCCGACGAGAGACGACCGAUGGAUGAAAGGCUGCAGCAUCAUGACGACACGCAACGUCGCAAAGAUCGACUCCAACCUAACGCGCGCGAUGCGUCUCAACAGAAAGAUGACAAGUCCCCCGCGUCGAACUCCUUGACGAGUGGAAAGGCCACCCUCAAAGGCACCGUCAACUCCAGCCGAAACCUCUCACCCGCAGCGCGCCAACGAGACGAAUCGGUCAACGGGGCUCAUGCAAACCCGGGAGCGGGCAGCCGGGACACGCCGACGAAGCCAGACGCCGUCAAAUCAUCCGUGCCCCCGUUGCUGUCGCCCUUGCACUUGAGCUUUGACAGCCAGUACAGGAAUCGCGCAGGUGAAGAAACGAGAAAGGAGCGGCGGAAGAAGUAUGACUUUGUCGAUGGCUCAUCGGCCGUUUCCAAGACCAAGAAACCGGAUGGAGCAUCUGGAAGUAAGAAUGCCCGAUCGUCCAUGAUACUGCCACCGUUGCUCUCCCCCACAUUGCCGCCUGUCGUGGAGGCGGAACUUCGGAAAAGGAAGAAGGGAUCGUCCGAUUCGACCGAUGACAGGGCAAAGAACCACAUGGGCGCGUAUGAGGCUGAGAGGAGACCGACGGCCGACAAGGGGGAUGACGAGUCCUCGAAGCUGGGUCAUCGCAGGCGAUUGAUCGUGACACUCUCCAUACCAAAGCCACUGCGACACUCGCUCAGAAAAAUACUGGCCGUGCCGACAAGUCGAAAGGAUGGGCAAAAACGGCAGCGUGAAACUAGCGACGAGACGUUGCCCCCGGCAAGAAAACGCACCGUCGCCGCGGCCGAGUCCGUGCCCGAGUCCGUCGCCGCGAAGAGGCCGCGAACAUCGGAUAGCUCGCGUCUCACGGCUGCGCCGUCGACGCCGUCCAGGAAGUCGACAAACAUGUCUCGCGUUGGCUCGGAAAACUCGUUGGCGCAAACGCCCAGCGAUGCGAUCAACGCGACGCCGAAGACCUCGGCAUCUGCAGACCGAAAGUCGAAUGGGCCGGAGUCGUCGGGCUGGAAGCAGCAUCCCCGAGAUAUCGCGACGUUGCAGGAGAAAGCCGACCGGUUGCAGAGGAAGGCAAAGGAUCUGAAGCACAACGCAGAUCUCGUCAUGAGGAGUCACCGCGAAAGCACGACGAGCGCCAAGGGCAAAGCUGCCGACUCCUCCAAGGCGAAGCUGGGAUACGUGCUCAGUCUGGAGGGCAUUUUGGCCUUCUCCAUGGCCUUCCAGGCCACCAACCUGAAAUGCCGUUUGCAGAGCAAAAAGCCCGAUCACACGGGCUGGAGCAGCAUGCUGCCUCUCCUAGAGUUUCUGCAGAACGAGAUGCGGAGGGACGAGCUGAUGAGCACGCAGCCACCGUUUAUGCUCCUGCUGCUCAUCCACGCCGUUUGCCUAGACGAGUUGCUCAAGUGCUACGCGAACAUGGACAAUGCGUCCAAGCACACCAACAUUGACGAUUUGCUCGUGCGCGAGCGAAAGAGAGCGCGGCUGUGGCCCAUGAUACGGGAGCUGAACGCCAACACGGAGAACCCCGAGUUGCGCGUGGAGCUGUCGCCGUGGUACACCAUCGACGAGGUGACCAAGGUGGCCUUUAACAUAUUGAAGAAAUGGUGCGCCGAGGAGAAUGUGGAGUGGACUCAGGAGCCAGUCAUAAAGCAAUCUUGGCCAAUCCAGCCUGGAAGCAUCUAA